AUGGCCGAGGCAACUGGAACUUCCGAGGGCCAAAAGCUUGCCAUAGAUGUUCAUGUAAAAUAUGUCCUGAGCUUGGACACCAAGACCGAUGAGCUGGAUUACUGGAUGACUGAGCACCUACGGCUAAACGGUGCAUAUUGGGGCCUGUCUGCACUCCAUUUCCUCGGUCACCCUGAGGCUCUGCCGCGCAAGGACACCAUCGACUUUGUUCUCUCCUGUCAGCACGACAAUGGUGGCUUUGGAGCUGCUCCUGGACAUGAUGCUCACAUGCUCUCCACGGUAAGUGCCGUGCAGAUUCUCGCCAUGGUUGAUGGCUUCGAUGAGCUGGAAGCACGAGGGAAGGGAAAGGCCGUUGUUGGCAAGUUUAUAGCAGACCUUCAAAAUCCCGAGAGUGGAAGCUUCUUUGGCGAUGAGUGGGGUGAAGAGGACACACGAUUUCUAUACGGCGCCCUCAACGCCCUAUCUCUACUGGGUCUUUUGUCUCUUGUAGACGUUGAUAAAGCCGUCGCUCACGUCGUCUCUUGCACAAACUUUGACGGCGGCUAUGGGGCCAAGCCAGGGGCAGAGUCUCACGCUGCCCAAGUCUUUACCUGCGUCGCUGCCCUCGCCAUCGCUGGACGCCUUGACCUUGUAGAGCACGCGAAGCUCGGCCGCUGGCUGAGCGAGAGACAGCUUCCAGGAGGCGGGCUCAACGGCCGGCCCGAGAAGCAGGAGGACGUUUGCUACAGUUGGUGGGUAUUGAGCAGCCUUGCCAUUAUCGACCGGGUCCACUGGAUCGAACGACAGGCGCUCAUCAACUUCAUCCUGAACUGCCAAGAUCCCGAUAACGGCGGCUUUUCCGACAGACCCGGCAACAUGGUGGACGUUUGGCACACGUGCUUCGGCGCCGCAGGGCUGAGCUUACUUGGGUACCCUGGCAUGGAACCUGUGGAUCCGAGAUAUUGCAUGCCCAAGAAGAUUGUGGCGAGAGUCCUAGGGGAAUGA
This is a messenger RNA of Trichoderma aggressivum f. europaeum, 984 nucleotides long. RefSeq lists its product as uncharacterized. Gene Ontology annotation, molecular function: Rab geranylgeranyltransferase activity. The transcript is spliced from 2 exons. NCBI's taxonomy places the organism in Eukaryota, Fungi, Ascomycota, Sordariomycetes, Hypocreales, Hypocreaceae. Gene Ontology annotation, biological process: protein geranylgeranylation. Gene Ontology annotation, cellular component: Rab-protein geranylgeranyltransferase complex. Bases 1 to 984 code for a protein of 327 amino acids. The record is from RefSeq and is a predicted model, not a curated record.